This is a messenger RNA of Saccostrea cuccullata (small rock oyster), 819 nucleotides long. RefSeq lists its product as uncharacterized. NCBI's taxonomy places the organism in Eukaryota, Metazoa, Mollusca, Bivalvia, Ostreida, Ostreidae. The transcript has 4 exons. The coding region runs from base 1 to 819 and encodes 272 amino acids. The record is from RefSeq and is a predicted model, not a curated record.
AUGGAUGCAGGGACAAGCAGUACACAAUCUUACAGAAACAGACACAAGCAGUACAUAUCAACAGAAACAGAGACAAGCAAUUGCAAAUAUUACAGAGGCAGGCUCUACAAAAACACAUGUAGCACACAAUCAUACAGAGACAAGCAGUACACAAUCACACAGAGACAAGCAAGACAAACACAGAUACAGGGACAAGCAGCCAACAAUCUCACAGAAGCAAAAACACAAUCCUACAUAAACAGACAAGGACAAACAGCAAACAAUCUUAAAGAAACAGAGACAAGCAGCACACAAUUCUACAGAAGUAGAGACAAGCAGCACACAAUUCUACAGAAACAGAGACGAGCAGCACACAAUCCUACAGAACUAAAGGCUAAGCAACACACAAUUCUACAAAAACAGAGACAAGCAGCACAAAAUCCUAUGGAAGCAGAGAAGAGCAGAACACAAUCUUACAGAUCUAUGCAAAGGCAAGCAACAAACAAUCCUACAGAAGCAGAGAAAAGCAGGAUACAAUCUUACAAAAGAAAGAGAGACAAGCAACACACAAUCCUACAGAAAGAGAGACAAGCAGCACACAAUCCUACAGAAAGAGAGACAAGCAGCACACAAUCCUACAGAAAGAGAGACAAGCAGCACACAAUCCUACAGAAAGAGAGACAAGCAGCACACAAUCCUACAGAAGCAGAGUUGAGCAGCACACAAUCUUACAGAAGCAGAGCCGAGCAGCACAAUCCUACAGAAGGAAAGAUAAGCAGCACUCAAUCCUACAAAGCAGAGACAAGCAGCACACAGUCUUACAGAAGCAGAGACAAGUAG